AUGACAAUCAACAAGUCCCAAGGACAAACGUUAAGUAAAGCUGGUAUAGAUUUAACAAAAGGUUGCUUUACCCAUGGGCAACUAUACGUGGCAUGUUCACGUGCGAGGAAUGCCAGUAGCGUUGUUGUUUUAGCCCAAGAAAAUCGUACACCAAAUAUUGUAUAUAAAGAAAUUUUUCAAUAA
Messenger RNA from Spodoptera littoralis (African cotton leafworm), 183 nucleotides. NCBI's taxonomy places the organism in Eukaryota, Metazoa, Arthropoda, Insecta, Lepidoptera, Noctuidae. The record is from the annotation of a GenBank genome assembly.